Messenger RNA from Menidia menidia (Atlantic silverside), 4515 nucleotides. Lineage: Eukaryota; Metazoa; Chordata; Actinopteri; Atheriniformes; Atherinopsidae. The record is from the annotation of a GenBank genome assembly.
GCGAGACCCAAAGGUGAAGGACUGACACCCUACCAGGGGAAAAAGAGGUGCUUUGGAGAAUACAAGUGUCCCAAAUGUAAGAGGAAGUGGAUGAGUGGCAACUCCUGGGCCAACAUGGGACAAGAAUGUAUCAAAUGCCACAUCAAUGUCUAUCCACACAAACAGAGGCCUCUAGAGAAACCAGAUGGCCUGGAUGUGUCCGACCAGAGUAAGGAGCACCCCCAGCACCUGUGUGAGAAGUGUAAAGUCCUGGGCUACUACUGCCGCCGUGUGCAAUAAUCAGCGAUAUCUACAGGGAGACAGGAACUUUCGUUGUCCCAAGUCCUGUGAGCUGGCAUCCUCCCUGCCCAGUUCACAUCCCGGUUUCCAUCCACCCUGUCCCGCACAGGUCUCCCCCCCCCCUGUGUUUCCUCUAUCUUUUGAUGGUCGCUCUAGUCCAGUCCUUCUUUUUAUGCCUUCCUUCUAUGCUACAGCAGUCCUUCCUCUCAUCGAAACGUGUAACGCAUAUGUCAGUCAGUGUUUUGUUUUUUUCACUGCCGGUCGAAGAUUCCAUCCAGGAAUAAGAGGAAACUGUUAACAGAGGAUCAAUUUCUUGACGUGCUUUUUUGCAAAAGGCAAAAUAAAUUUGCCAAAAUCCCGUAUAGCCGUAAGUGCAUUACUCCAACUGUCUGGUUAACAGCAGCAAAUGAUGGCGUUGAUGAUGAAGUACCGGGCGUGUAGCGCCUCGGUGUCACUGACAGUAUCGGUCGCAAUACAUGACCUCAUCUAAGGGGUUUGUUGGCUUUGUGUUUACAGAGAUCUGCUUUCCAUUUCCCUGCCAAGUGAAGUGUGAGGUGAUAUGAUGAACGUUUAACCACGGCCUUUAGUGAUGGCAUAAUGUAUACAAAGGCCUUUUAUAUCUUGCCAUAUUGGGGUCAGCAGCACAUCUUAUUAACUGUGAAUUAACUGAGGGAUAAGUGCCAUACAUCCCUAGCUUACAUUUGGCAUAUUUAUUUUCUCGUCUAGUGUGCAAUUUGAAUUUAACUGGGACAUAAAGAGAUGUUUUUUCUAUGUUUGUUUAUCACAUAUAUUUUUAUGUAAUUGCUUCCAUGUGUCUUUAGAAACUACUGCAGGUUAAGUUGCAUAGAGUUGCUCCUCAGCUAGAUUUAGAAAAUUGCUGACAUAUCCGUUCCUUUCAGCGGCCCUCGAGUGUUUUUCUAGCCUAAAAAAGUCUUUUUUCUGCAGCAUUUGGUGGGCAGUUGCUCGUUUUACUGUAAUUUCAAAGCAAAAGAAGGGUCAACUAAGAAGAAAUCUUUGGAAAACGGCUUCUGUCAAUUUAUAGUGUUGUGUUUUUUUUGUUUUGCCUGAUAGUCUGUGCGUUAGCAGAACGGAUCCACUUUAGAGGUUUGACUGAAAACCAAAAAACACUAAGUGAACUUGAUUUUAAAUUUAAGCACCAGCUGGAGUCGGUUAAGCAAAAAGACACAUUGUCUAAAGGCUAGCACCCCACAAAAAACAUACAUUCAACAGCAAACAGUGUGUGUAAAGAGAGCGUAGAUGGAGGUGAAGCUAGGAAGAGCUGCAAUGAUGAGCUGGUCAAGAGAAUAGGAAAUACUAUAAAAAGCAGGAUUUGUGAUGUGAUGAUGCAUAGAAAUCAUCAAAAAUGAUGGUUACAGAUACUUAUAUUUUAUGGUGCCUUCUAUUAUAAACUUUGUUGAUUAAAGAAGAAAAGUACAAAUCAUUUUGCAUAUAUAAAGGGCAAAAGACAUUUUGAAUUAUUUGAACCUGCCUUUCAAGGAUACUUUUUUAUAGGAACUAUGAAAUAUUUUAUAUGUACUGUAUUCCAAGCCUUACAGAAGCUGGUUCACUACAAUUUAAAGUGUAACGUACUUUAUGUGCCUUAAAAAGAUUUCAAGCAUCAAGAUGGAAAAGGCCAUUUGAGAGUUUGAAAAGAAAAAGGCUCAAAGGUGGAGCAGUGCGUGCGCAUGUGGUUACUGUGAUGCACAGAAGGUUUAAUGUAGGUUCAAGAUGUAACAAAGGACAAGAAAAAAGAUUAAGCCCCUCCAUUAGUGGUUGAACUGGCAUGGUGGGUGUUCGCUUCGCAGUUUUCUGAGCUUCCAGCUGGCUAUAACAAUCCUACUGUGGUCUGUUGUCAUGGAAUAUCAACAAAGAUGUUAUUUCUUAGUAGAUCUUCACAAUAGAAUGAAGUCGUUUAUGAAACUGUUGGCUUUACACUUAAGGUUUUUUUUUUGCUUUCUUUUUAAUCUGUUGUGGUAGUGUUUAUCCAAGAAACCGCAGAUUUAGUCAACAAGUAUGUAGUGGGAGUCAUGAUGGUACGUUACAGUGGAAGGAAAUCUAACUAAAUGUCAAAAGGGCACCCAAGCGAGUAAAAGAGCUGUUUCCCAUCUUUUAGAACAACGAUUUCAGACACAGCAUUUUUGGGUUAUUUGAUCAGAAAUUGACACCUACAAGUUUGCCAGUUAACACCUUGGCACCAGGAAGUGAUUUAAUUUCUUUCUCGCUUUACAUGCCGUCGGGUUUUCUGCGAUUCGCUUUUCCUGUCGGCUGAAAUUUAAUUGCCUAUGCAAAGGACAAAGGUUGAGAAGGUGGUCUAUUGGUGUGGCCCCGACCACGCCGCUUACAGGCUGUUAAAACAAUGUGGCUGACCACCUGUGAAUGUGGUCUGAGCAACAGAUCUCAGUGCUUCUCGGGUCAUUCACAUCUGCUCUGAAAGAGGUCCUUUUAUGAUCAGGUCACCUCCGAAUUUCAGAUGUUUCAUUUGGCCUGACUGAAAUAACCCAUGUGACAUUGUUAAAUUCAUUUUCUCAGACUUGGUGAAGCUCCCUUCUGAACUCCAUAAAAAAAAAAAAAUCAGGGGGACAAACCUCUCUUUGUGAGUAAAAUGAAUGGCGAACUCCUUGUAAGAACAUCUCAUUUAUAAGCCUCCCUCUAACCCACCACUGUAGAGAACCAUUUGUUUUCUUACUCUUAUUCAUUUUCUUUUGCUUUGCAGCAAUACUAGCAGGUCGCUCAGAACCCGGAUGCCUUAUGAAUUAACCUCUGAAAGGAGAAACAGUUUUGGGAUUCACAAAGUCGUGUCAGAAUGGAAGUGAAAUCCUAACAGUUUGAUUCCACCCACAGUCGUGUUAUGAGGAAGCUGUUUGAAAUGGCAAUUCAAGGGUCAAUGCAAGCAGCUGAUAGAGUAAAUAUUAGGAAAAAACUGCUCUCCGACAUAGAAUUACCUUGAAUUACACAUACUUGACUUUUCUAGUACAUUUGCAGUUCAAAAUUGCUUUUUUUUCUAUGAAUGAGAUGUGUAUUUUGGAACACUUAAUAGAUGUUGAAAAUUCUAAAGCAAUCUGCAAACUCAAGUCAUUUCCCUGACAAAGACGGAUAGUUUUAUGUAUAUAUUUGAUGGCCAUCAUUCUCAAUGAAGUGUUAAGCAAUAUCAAAGCUUUUUUUUGUGUGUGAAGAAGGGCCUGUUGCUGAGAAAUAAUCAAAGCUGGGAGUCAUUUUUUCUUUGUUUUACAAUAAUCUGAAGGGUUAUCCUGCAGAAGUAUUUAUGGAAAGACUUUUUACAACACUUUUUGUAUAGAUUAUGCAACAAAGUUACACUAAGAAGGAAAUAUUGAUGUCUACAUAGAAUAUUAUUAAAAAAAGCUGGUACAUAAUUAAUACCCUUUCUCAAUUAUAAGCCAUUGUAUUAUUUUGUUUUGUUGUAUGAUGAUAAACGUAUUGAGCAACCUAUGUUAUUCAGUUGCCAUGUGACUAAUUACAAGCUGCCAUUUAUGUCUUUAAAGCCACAUGUAUUCAUUUUGUAAACAAUAGAUUUCAAGAUAUAUUGUGUUAACAUGCAGAAUUUUUUUUCUUUAUUUUUUUCUUAGUUAGUGAUGGAUACUCACCACUGUAUAAGCACAUUAAACUGUGAGAUGUAGUUUGCUUAAAGCAGCCAUGACAAGGAACUAUUAUAAAAUGUUACUAGUAGCUUAGGAAGUGUAUACUUUGGUCAAAGUGUGUGUGACAAAGAACUGUUUUAGAGUUUGCAUGUGCAUGUGUUUGGAAUUAAAUUUAAUAUUAUUUUUGUGCAAUGUAUACUUAUUUAAAACCCUUACAGUGGUUUGCUACAUUUUUUUUCAACAUUAUCAGACACUUCUGAUUAUUAGUCCUGAAGUGUUUCAUUUACCACAAGUGUAGCCUCUAUGAAUAACACAUAUUUACUGAAUGUAAUGUGUUAACACUUAUGUGGUCGAGUUGGAAAGUUCUGUUUGUAUUCUUUAAUGUCUGUAUCUCUUGAGAUGUUUGUAAAGCAGUAUUGCAAUAAUGUAAUGUUUGAAUUGGACAGAACGCAGGCGUGAGGUUGGGAGGAUAAAGUGAUUUAGGGAAACAAGGACAGCUGGGGUUUAGAGAGUAGACCACAGGUCUGUUUUUCAUGUCCAUGAAAUGGCAUUCCAAAAUGUGCCUUAUUUGUUAGUUGGGAAAACAUUUUAGUGCUUUAGUGCUGUUGAGAGUUUCAAUUAAAGUUCAAUUGAAUUAUAA